CCACUGCUGACGCAAACCCCGGCCGCCAUGUUAGAUCUGACGGUCUGGACCGAGCGGCCGAGCGGAGGAGCUCGAUGAGGUUUUAACUGCUCCGAGUGUUGAACUCGUUUUCCUUCGGCCUGUUCGCUAUUAACUGUCAUUCGACGACCGUUUUCUGUAUGUGUCGGACUAAAUAAGGGAGAGUCCAGCCUCGGACGGCGCCUGUGAGGGGUGGUGGUGUUUUCGUGUCGCCUUUCAGCUCGCCAUGACUUCGUUGACCCAGCGGAGCUCGGGCCUGGUGCAGAGACGCGGCGUCGCCGCCGCCGCCGCCGACAGAGAGAAGAGCUCGGCGGGAGAGGAUGAGUACGAGCCCCGCAGAGACGAGCAGGACGACGAUGACGGCGGAGACUCAAAAGAAACUAGGCUUACCCUUAUGGAGGAGGUGUUGCUUUUGGGGCUAAAGGACCGCGAGGGCUACACUUCCUUCUGGAAUGACUGCAUUUCAUCAGGAUUGCGGGGUUGCAUGCUCAUUGAGCUGGCCUUACGGGGAAGGCUACAGCUGGAGGCCUGUGGCAUGAGAAGAAAAAGCCUGCUCGCCAGAAAGGUCAUUUGUAAGUCUGAUGCUCCAACAGGGGACGUGCUCUUGGACGAGGCUUUGAAACACAUUAAAGAGACUCAGCCUCCAGAGACUGUACAGAGCUGGAUUGAGCUCCUUAGUGGUGAAACAUGGAACCCGCUGAAGCUCCACUACCAGCUUCGGAACGUGCGUGAGCGCCUGGCAAAGAACUUAGUGGAGAAAGGUGUGCUCACCACUGAAAAACAGAACUUCCUGCUCUUCGACAUGACAACACACCCGCUCACCAACAACAACAUCAAGCAGCGGCUCAUCAAGAAAGUGCAGGAGGCCGUGCUGGACAAGUGGGUGAAUGAUCCUCACCGCAUGGAUAAGCGCCUGCUGGCCCUCAUCUUCCUGGCCCACUCUUCGGAUGUGCUGGAGAAUGCUUUCGCCCCGCUGCUGGACGACCAGUACGAUCUGGCUAUGAAGAGGGUACGGCAGUUGUUGGACCUGGAACCCGAGGGCGAGAGCAUGAAGACCAACGCCAACGAGCUGCUUUGGGCCGUGGUGGCUGCCUUCACCAAAUGAGGAUAAACCUGCAAAGCACUAAAAACAAAACAAAGUAAAAACAACAAAGGAAAACAGCUUUUGACUGGUUACUGAAAAAAUGCAGAAAGGGUCGUUCCAGUGUAUCAGAAAUGGACGAUAACUCGCAGAACUGUCUGUUUGUUUUUGUUUUUUUCCUACCACCCCCUUUCUUUGCUGAUAACUUGCUUCCCUUCUGCAUUCUGUGCGAGACUUUUCAUUGCAUUGCACACAGUCUUGGUGGGCGCAAAGAAAAGCACGCCCAAUUUUUAAUCCCUCCCCUUUUUCUUUCAUUUUUAUUUUUCAGUUGAAUGCAUGGGGCUUUUUCUCAUUCUGUACUGUCUGUCUGAACAAGUACUGCAGCAACAAUCUUUACCCUCUAUGGAUCUGGACAAGUUGGCGUUCUUGUUUUUUUCCUGUUUCUUAGUGAGAAAGGCUACCCUGAGAGGUAACAUGGGUUGGGUUUACUUUAUAUUAAUUCAGAAAAACAGAGAGUGUUUACUAAGAUAUAUUGGUUACCCGCCUUUUUAGAACGGUAUUAUUGUUUUGGAUAAGUUUCUUAUCCCCACCAUUUGAAACUGACUUCAGUGUGACAAGGUUUUGAGAGAAAUAUGUACACUCCCUGAACGUUUUUCGACAUAAAACUGGAGAAUCUGCAUACUGUCUGACUGUGCUGUAUGGAAAAAUGUCACUGUGUACAAUGCUUUCAAGAUCACUGUUCCAUAGCCAGUUUUGAUGGCCACAGUUUGUACCAGAGAUGGAGAAAUGUGGAGCUCAAGUGAAACCAUGAUUAUUAAGUACUGAAUACUCCCAAUGGGAACACAGUUUAGCUGUAGUCUUGCAGCUUUAUCAGUUUGAUGGCAGUAAUGGCUUUUUCAGGUCAUGUGAAUGAAGCAAAGUUGCAGCACUAAACCCAGAAGUAAUAGUCAUUUGAAGGAACCUAAAGGCUGGCUCCGCUGGUGCUGUCUAAAGGUCUGAAGAUCCCCAGUUAAAAUAAAGGGAGGACAGUUGUAAUAAUGUAAUCCACACGAUUCUUCAGCGAACCCUUCAUAUAAUGAUGUAACCCUCAAGAUUCUUCAUAGGUUGUUUCCUAUGUUGGGCAGUUUCAGACUGAAAAACCUUCUCCCCAAGGUUAUAUUUAUGAACAGUAGCAUCAAAGGUUUAGUUUUUUCGCUCUCCAUGAACACCUCACUAACACUUCGAGCUCUACCUCUCAGACCUUGCCCUUUGUUUCUACGGCCUUGCAUUGGUUUUGCCACUUCAGCGCUGUUACACUCUACACUUUCCUGAUGCAUAUGUUAAGGUAAAACAGCACCACUUCUGUACUUCUAUGUGCCUGAAGCUGGUUACAGGACUCGUAACCUCUAAGUUACAAUAUGUACUGUAGCUAUUCCUCAAUGUGACAUGGCAUUCACAAACAAUCAAGUGAACUAACCUUAAUCAAAGUUUUGGCUCUCAAUGGCGAACUUUGAUGUUGUCCCUAAGGGAAAUAUGAGGGAUACAGCCCCCCCCCCCGAUUCUUUUACUUACAUUGUGUGAAGAAGGGAAUUUCCUUUCACUUUCACGUGCAAAUGACGGUUCCACAUGGAGGCGCUCUCCACCCAUUGAAUACAAUAAAGCUGUCUUCCUUCAGACAGGAGCUCCACCUAUCUAUUGAAUCUAUAGAAAUGCAUUGCAUUAAAUUAGUCACGUUUUAGGCUCAAAGCUGUGUAGAACCUGAAAGAGGGGUCCAAAUGGUAUCCGUAGGAGUAUGCAAUGAAAAGUCAUUUGAUGAAGAUUUGUAUGUCGAAGGAUGGUCUAUAUAACAAUUUGCUACUUCCCAGAGUUUCCAUGUUUAUGUAUUUCUCUGUUGAAAUUUGAUUAAUGAAUAAUAGAAAUAAAAACUCAAAUGACCAUUUUAAAUCUGA
Messenger RNA from Colossoma macropomum (tambaqui), 3027 nucleotides. RefSeq names its product golgi phosphoprotein 3 (gene golph3). The transcript is spliced from 4 exons. Gene Ontology annotation, molecular function: phosphatidylinositol-4-phosphate binding. The record is from RefSeq and is a predicted model, not a curated record. Bases 245 to 1123 code for a protein of 292 amino acids. NCBI's taxonomy places the organism in Eukaryota, Metazoa, Chordata, Actinopteri, Characiformes, Serrasalmidae. Gene Ontology annotation, biological process: Golgi organization; Golgi to plasma membrane protein transport; Golgi vesicle budding. Gene Ontology annotation, cellular component: trans-Golgi network; cytosol; Golgi cisterna.